CCGGAGGAAGCAGCCGCCGACCAGCCAGUCCCCGCCCAGCGCGUUUGGGUUAGCGGUGCGGCCCCUUUAAGAGCAGGCCACGUCCCCGCCCUCCUCCUGGCGGGGCCGGCGGUCGGUGGCGGCCGCUACGGUGCUGACAAGAUGGCGGCUGGCGGAGCUGUUCCUGCGGCGCCCGAGUGCCGGCUUCUGCCCUACGCGCUGCACAAGUGGAGCUCCUUCUCCUCCACCUACCUUCCCGAGAACAUUUUAGUGGAUAAACCAAAUGACCAGUCUUCCAGAUGGUCUUCAGAGAGCAACUAUCCUCCCCAGUACUUGAUUCUGAAGCUUGAAAGGCCUGCUAUAGUUCAGAAUAUUACAUUUGGAAAGUAUGAGAAAACCCAUGUCUGCAAUUUGAAGAAAUUCAAAGUCUUUGGUGGAAUGAAUGAAGAAAAUAUGACAGAACUGCUGUCUAGUGGCUUGAAGAAUGAUUAUAACAAAGAGACAUUUACCUUGAAACAUAAAAUUGAUGAACAGAUGUUCCCUUGUCGAUUCAUUAAAAUUGUUCCACUUCUUUCCUGGGGGCCCAGCUUUAAUUUUAGCAUCUGGUAUGUUGAGCUUAGUGGCAUUGAUGACCCCGAUAUAGUGCAGCCCUGUCUGAACUGGUACAGCAAGUACCGCGAACAAGAAGCCAUUCGUCUUUGCUUAAAACACUUCAGACAACACAACUAUACAGAGGCUUUUGAAUCCCUGCAAAAGAAAACCAAGAUUGCACUGGAACAUCCAAUGUUGACAGAUAUGCACGACAAAUUGGUCUUGAAGGGUGACUUUGAUGCUUGCGAAGAGUUGAUUGAAAAAGCUGUAAAUGAUGGCCUAUUUAAUCAGUAUAUCAGUCAGCAGGAAUAUAAGCCACGGUGGAGUCAGAUCAUUCCUAAGAGCACCAAAGGUGAUGGAGAAGAUAACCGACCAGGAAUGAGAGGGGGCCAUCAGAUGGUUAUCGAUGUUCAGACAGAGACUGUUUAUUUGUUUGGUGGCUGGGAUGGAACACAAGAUCUUGCUGACUUCUGGGCAUACAGUGUGAAGGAGAACCAGUGGACAUGUAUCUCUAGAGACACUGAGAAAGAGAAUGGUCCCAGUGCCAGGUCGUGUCAUAAAAUGUGCAUUGACAUUCAACGGAGGCAAAUCUACACGUUGGGCCGUUACUUGGAUUCCUCUGUGAGGAACAGCAAGUCUCUGAAAAGUGACUUCUACCGUUAUGACAUUGACACCAAUACCUGGAUGUUGCUAAGUGAAGACACUGCUGCUGAUGGUGGACCAAAACUGGUGUUUGACCAUCAGAUGUGCAUGGACUCAGAAAAACAUAUGAUCUACACCUUUGGUGGUAGAAUUUUGACAUGUAAUGGCAGCGUAGAUGACAGCAGAGCUAGUGAACCACAAUUCAGUGGUUUGUUUGCGUUCAGCUGCCAGUGUCAAACCUGGAAACUUCUUCGGGAGGACUCCUGUAACGCUGGCCCUGAGGACAUCCAGUCUCGAAUUGGACAUUGCAUGCUCUUCCACUCAAAAAAUCGUUGCCUAUAUGUCUUUGGUGGCCAGCGAUCUAAGACCUAUUUGAAUGAUUUCUUUAGUUAUGAUGUGGACUCUGAUCAUGUAGACAUAAUUUCAGACGGCACCAAGAAAGACUCUGGAAUGGUACCAAUGACAGGAUUCACACAGAGAGCAACUAUUGAUCCAGAACUGAAUGAAAUACAUGUCUUAUCCGGACUUAGCAAAGACAAAGAAAAAAGGGAAGAGAAUGUCAGAAAUUCAUUCUGGAUUUAUGACAUUGUGAGGAAUAGCUGGUCUUGUGUCUAUAAGAACGAUCAAGCUGCAAAAGAUAAUCUGAGCAAAAGUCUUCAGGAAGAAGAACCAUGUCCAAGGUUUGCCCAUCAGCUCGUUUAUGACGAAUUACACAAGGUUCAUUAUUUAUUUGGUGGAAAUCCAGGAAAAUCUUGUUCUCCAAAGAUGAGACUAGAUGACUUCUGGUCACUGAAGUUGUGUAGACCUUCAAAAGACUACUUACUGAGGCAUUGCAAGUACCUCAUAAGAAAACACAGAUUUGAAGAAAAGGCCCAAAUGGAUCCUCUUAGUGCUCUAAAGUAUUUACAGAAUGAUCUUUAUGUAACUGUGGAUCAUUCGGACCCGGAAGAGACAAAAGAGUUUCAACUCCUAGCCUCAGCUCUGUUCAAAUCUGGCUCAGACUUCACAGCUCUAGGCUUUUCAGAUGUGGAUCACACCUAUGCUCAGAGAACUCAGCUCUUUGACACCUUAGUAAAUUUCUUUCCUGACAGCAUGACUCCUCCUAAAGGCAAUCUGGUAGACCUCAUCACACUGUAACCUGGGGAGUCACUGGAGGACGUGUUAGGCUUAGAAGUGGAGACAGGAGUCGGAGUUUGCUGUUGGCGUGGGCAGAGGUGACAUCGCAGUGGCAGAGGACUGCAUCAGUUUGGAAGGAUCCUUAUUAUCACAAGUUUUAACCCUCUCCUUCGUACCUGACCUCAGUCCCUUUUUCCUCAUACUCCUGCAUUAGGCUAAUAAAGUGAAAUUGCUAUACUUCCCAUUUAAUUAUGUAUAUUUUCUUUAGCUUUGAAGAAUUAACAAAUAUUAAUAAAAAUUAGGCUUUUCCCUUU
Molecule: messenger RNA, 2642 nt
Organism: Microtus oregoni (creeping vole)
Lineage: Eukaryota; Metazoa; Chordata; Mammalia; Rodentia; Cricetidae
Gene: Mkln1
Product: muskelin 1
Exons: 18
Coding region: 142-2349 (735 amino acids)
Cellular component (GO): cytoplasm
Molecular function (GO): protein binding
Source: RefSeq, a predicted model, not a curated record